Molecule: messenger RNA, 3569 nt
Organism: Blepharisma stoltei
Lineage: Eukaryota; Ciliophora; Heterotrichea; Heterotrichida; Blepharismidae
Source: the annotation of a GenBank genome assembly
AUGAAAGCAUUUAAUAAUGUUGGUAAAAAUGAGAAUUGGCUGCUGAAUCAAUAUGAGUUUGAACAGCAUUUCAGGCAUAUAUUAGUUGCAAGUUCUUCACUUGAAUCAUUCGAUAUGAUGAAACAUUUUGAUCAAGCUCACAAGUCACAAUGCUUUAAAGCUGAUAAAUUAUUUUUAAUAUGAGAAGCAAAUUAUUACAUAUACACAAUUCAAAAUGAAAGAUUAGCAAGGCUUAGAUUCCAGAAGAUUUUUAACUUGAGCUCUAAUAAUGUUGAAGCUUGCUUUCAAGAAUGAUUGAUAACAAGCUUUUUUGAAAAAACUAAUAUUGGAGUUUAUGAAGACAUUAGCACUAUUUACUAUGCUCUAGAAUUAGAAAAUAUCAAGACUAAAGACCAGAUUUUUUGCAGUAAAUUGAUAGAUUUUUGGAAUGAAGUAAUUUCUUCAAGCCCUAAAAUAGAAAGGCUGAAUUUGUUGUCAAAAGCUGUAUCAGAACAUUUAGAUGCGUUAGAUGCUGGAUACUCUGACCUUGUGAAGAAAUUUCCGAAUAGAAUCGCUUGCCAUUCACUUUAUGGCUCGUUGCAAACUGAUAUCUUGAGAAGGGAAGAAAGUGGCAGCCAUUUAAUAAAAAAAAAGGAAAGCCUUCUAUCAGUGCACCACCAGCAAGAGAAUAAAAUUAAAUCACUAUCAUUUUCUGAUUCUAAUGGAUUUUUGGUCAUUUCUGCAAAUGAGGACUCGUUUGGAACAAUUGCUUAUGCAGAUUCUAUAGUGUCGCUUAUAUUAAAUCAAGAUGUAAGUUCUAUCAUUGGAUCAAAAUAUUAUGCCUACAUUCCUGAACCUUUUGCGAAAAAUCACGAUAGACACUUAGAAAAUUGCCUUGAAAAUAAUAAAAAUCCAGAAUUGAGUUUAUUUUUGAUACAUUUUCUUCAGACUGCUCGUGGGUACUUAGUUGAAUGUGCAUGUGAGGCUCAUUUAAUUCCCUUAAUUCAAGAAAUUUAUUUUGUUGUUAUUAUGCAGCCAAUCUCGAAAACAAGAGAAUGUGCUUUGCUUUUAAAAGAUGGGACUAUUUGUUCACAUAGCGAACGAUUUUUAAACUUCAUUCAAUGCCCUAAAAUCACAGGAAAAAAUGAAAAUAUUGAUGAGCUUAUCCCAGACCUCAAUUUUUCUAUGCUUAAAUCUCACGAUUCAGUUCUCCUUAAUUAUAACAACAAGCCAGUCUUAUUUGUCUUGAUAAAUACUACAACAAAAUCUACAGUUUUCAACCUUCUGCUCUUAAUCCAUGAUAAAGGUGAAAUUGAGGAGUGAAGUCAAGGAAAAGAUGGCUGGCAACAAGAUUUAGCAGACAGGUGCAUAAAAAGAUUCCAAAAAAUAAAUUAUUUUAAUGGAAGCGAUCCUUUUCAAGAAAAUGAAUAUGAAGGAAAAAACAACCUGGAAAGCCGAGAAUUGCUGAUAAAAGACGAAAAUAAAAUUAGUGAGAGAUUAAAUUCAAACACGUUAGGAAGUAGCCAUUCAUCAAUGAGCUUCUCAAGUAAUUCCUUAUUUAGGUAUUGGAAAGAAAAUGAAAAGAAACGCGCAGGCUACUUUGAGUUGGAUUAAAUGGUCCUUACUUGCAUCAAUAUUGAUGAUCAUCACAAUGACUUGCGGAGUUUUAUUAUAUAUCUGGAAAGAAAUCAGUCACUCAAAUGAUAUAGAAAGCACGGAAAAUCUUGCUGGUUUGCUUCACGAAAUGACGAUUAUGGCUCAUUUAUCUCGAGCUAUAGAUCUUUCGACCAAUUACUCAGACCUUAAUACAUCGUUCUAUUUAUCAUUAUUUACCAAAAGUGUAAACUCAUUGGAUUCCCUUCAAAAUACUAUUCUAUCUGAUUAUGAUAGUUGAAGCUACUGCCCCAGUUCAGAAAUUGUAAAUAAUAAAAUGAUCCCAAUUUGAAAUAUUAGGACUCUUCCUCCUUUACAAUAUUACACUCUUUAUGACACGAUGUCUCUUUUUGUAAAACAUGUAAUCCAUAUUCAGGGAAAAUCAUUUCUUGAUGCUUAUAUGACAAAUAAUGAUUAUAGAGAUGAUGAAUUAUUUUUAAUCGGAAAUGGUUUAGGCCAAACAUAUAAAGUCCUAAGUUCUUCUGUUAAAGCGUUCUUAAAAUGCGAAACAGACAGGGUAAAAAAUGAUGAUGCGUUAAUUCUUCUUUUGCUACUUAUGGAUGGAUUUUUAUCAGUUUCUUUAAGUCUUGGGAUUAUUUUACUGAUAAUUCAAUUUCAUAGGGCAUAUAAUGAGAUUUGGAACUUUAUAAGAAAGCAGGCGAAUGGUGCAUAUAUUGAGUUAUUUCAUAGCUGUUUUGACAGGCUUUCAACCGUUCAUUGCUGGAUCUCAGAUAAGCAAGAAAUUAGAAAAAUAAACAAAGGCACAGAAAAACCAAUCAGUGAAAAUUUUUCAAAAAGAUUUGCUGGAUCACUUUCUAUAAUUAUUGUAUGCUUUAGCUUUUGUGUAUGGUCAAUUGGAGAGGAAUACAAUUCAUCUUGUAAAGCCAAUUUGAUCAAAAGAUAUGAGCUGCUUGAGGCUUACUAUAUUCGAGUUAGCCAAAUUUCAGAGGCUUGCUACUGGGUAUGUGAGCUAUCUAUUGGAAGAAAUGAGACGACUGAAGAUAUUUUUGGAGGUGUCUAUGGGUUUUCUAAUGCAAACCAUAUGAUUAUUGAUAUCACCGAUAGAUAUAAUCAAGCAUUGCACGUUACUUCAAAUAUGAAAUACAGAGAGCUAUUUUCUAAUAAUUUGCAUAAAUUGUUUUUUGAGGAGGUUCCAGACGCGCUUGACCAUAUUUUUGAUUUUGGAACUUAUUAUGGAUCAAUGAUUAUGAAAAAUGAGUUCACCUUCUAUGCCUAUUCAAACGAUUCAGAUAUUCCUAAAGAAAUUGGCAGGUUCUUGUUCCAGGCGGGAACUUUACAAAACAUGAUAAAAAGUAAAACUCCAAUUUUUAAUAAGGGCUCUAGAGAUUUUGUAAACACGCAAUUCAAAAAUAUUGUUUAUGUGAUGAUAUGCUUUGUUGUUAUUUCUCUAUUAGCAUAUUUUUUAUUGUAUUUACCAAUUAUUAUAAGAGAAAAUCACAAACUGCAAAAACUUUAUGAAAUUUCUCAAUUGAUUCCAUGUGCAAAUAUAAGUAAAACGGCAUUCGGUUCGAGAGAAAUUAGCUCUGUAAUUUUUUAUACCUAGAUAUGCUAUUUAUCGGGUUUUGUUUUCUUUUGAGAACUUCUGCGCAACAACAGUUUUAACUUUGGGGAUUGCCAGAGGAACUGUUUCACAGUGCAGCCAAGAAGUCCAGGAUUUUGCCAUUCAGCACAUCCGAGGAGGAUGAGCAUUAGGUGGAGCACGUGAAGGAGCUAAACAGGUAAGGUAAUGGCAUCGUGCGAGGUGAGAAGCGCUAGUCAGGAUGGUAAGUGGUUUAUUUUUGAUGGUCCGAUUUUUUGGAUCGGAAAUGCUCGGGUUGUUUAUUUUGGUUGUCUCUGUAGUAGGAAUGUGGCGCUAGACACCUUAAAUACUUAAUUAAAGUAAUGCAAUGAUUCCAUUUACAUAUAAUAAAAAAUAA